Messenger RNA from Achroia grisella, 460 nucleotides. RefSeq lists its product as uncharacterized. The coding region runs from base 76 to 438 and encodes 120 amino acids. NCBI's taxonomy places the organism in Eukaryota, Metazoa, Arthropoda, Insecta, Lepidoptera, Pyralidae. The transcript is spliced from 2 exons. The record is from RefSeq and is a predicted model, not a curated record.
AGGCUUUUCUAAAAAUGUGCGUAAAAUACGAGAGUCUCAAAUUAUUUCGUUUCUACCGUUUAUCCAAAUUUUAAUAUGGCCUGUACCACAAAAUAUAUACCAAAAUUGAAUCCGGAAGAAGAAAAAACUAUAAAAGGAGCUCACCUAGUAGGUCCCAGUUUGGAAUCGAAGCUCGAUGAAUUGAAAUAUGAAAUAGUUCACAAAAUUAACAAGGAACUGACUGAUUCUAAGAACGCAAGGGACUAUAUUUCCCAAAAAUAUGAUGAGCUAUGCCGCAAGAUACAAUAUUUGACUGAACUGGAUACCACAGUGACAGGUUUCAGGAGUGAUGUGAAAGCAAUAGAGAAACAGAUCUGCGACCUUUCCAUGAGAGUAGAUGACAUAGAAAAAAGAACCAUAUGUAAAGAUUGUCCUUCUUUAACGUCUUCAAUGUUUUGAUAAAUUAAAUAAAUGUUUCCCU